GCCGUUUUUCCAAGUGCUUGAAAUAGAGCGGUGUUUGAGGUUUAAAGCUGGCCCACAGGCCGACACUAUUUCGCAUUUUUCUCCCCCUUUAUUGGACCGUGGAAGGUUUCUUUUUAAUGAGGAGGAUCAUUCCCUACUACUCAAGAUUUCUCUAAACUGUUGGACGUAAUAAUUCACGUAGAUCUUCCAAUGUAAUGUCAUGACGAUCCUACAAUGAAUACUGUAGCAAUCUUGUUCUACAUUAAUGAUCAUCUAUAAAGAAUUUAAUAGACGACGGACAUUUAGAAAUUAUAGCCAUGGUCCUUACUCCAAAACAAAAAGAAGAAUUAAACAAAGCGAUUGCAGAUUAUCUUCAUCAAUGUGGUUUUGAGGAUACUCUGAWUGCAUUCAAGCAGGAUGCAAAAAUGCCAGGAGAACUGGAAGCAAAAUAUAAUGGAUUACUAGAAAAAAAAUGGACUUCAGUUAUAAGACUACAAAAAAARGUUAUGGACCUUGAGUCCAGGUUGUCUGAGGCAGAAAAGGAAGUGCGAACAGGUGGUGGACCAAGCAAAAAUAGAUCUCCUGAAGAUUGGAUACCUAGGCCGCCAGAAAGAUAUUCCUUGUCAAGUCAUAGAAGUCCUAUUACCAAGGUCCUAUUUCAUCCAGUUUAUAGUGUUAUGGUAACAUCGUCGGAAGAUGCCACUGUCAAGGUUUGGGAGUAUUGUGUGAAGACCUUUCUUGGUCAUAGGGAAUGGGUGAGACGGGUCAAACCAAAUGCCRAUGGUUCUCUUUUAGCAAGUUGUUCCAAUGACCAGACUAUAAGAAUUUGGGUUGUUGCAAACAAAGAAUGCAAGUUUGACUUUCAUGAUCACGAGCAUGUGAUUGAAGACAUCAAUUGGGCACCAGAGACUGCACACCAUGUAGUCAACGAAGCUGCAGGAAUGGAGGGAGGCAAAAAAGGUGGCAGUCCUGGUCCUUUCUUAGUAUCAGGAUCUAGAGACAAGUCAAUCAAGAUAUGGGAUGUUAGCUCAGGUGUCUGUCUCCUAACUUUGGUUGGACAUGAUAAUUGGGUACGAGGCGUAAUGUUCCAUCCAGGAGGAAAGUACAUAAUUAGCUGUUCUGAUGAUAAAACACUUAGGAUUUGGGAUUAUAAAAACAAGAGAUGUGCAAAAACGCUGCUGGCUCAUGACCAUUUUGUGACUUGUAUAGAUUUCCACAAGUCUGCUCCAUUUGUCAUCACUGGUAGUGUAGAUAUGACAGCCAAAGUAUGGGAAUGCCGCUAAGGUCAGAACCAAAAACAACAACCAACCACCAAAACAAAAAAUACAGUAAUUCUAGUAAACAAGUGAAGAAAUCCCUAGCAGCUUAUAUUUGAUUCUGUUUUAAGUCAUGCAAAUUGCUUGUACAUUAGGCGGGGMGAAGAGUAAURCCAGAAUUCCUCUCUGGCUGCCGCCUUUAAAUGAGUUACAGAUUAUGAGCUGUUGGAUCUUAUUUUAUUCCCAUGGCCAAUAUUAAGAGGGUAUAUUGAUAUUGGACUGUUGCAGAAGGAGUAGAUGUAUUGAUCUGCCACUGUCAACCUAAAGAGACAUUACACUAUUAUAUUUUGUAUGUUAAAUCCUAGAAUCUACUGAAGCCUGCCAUAGGGUUUGCCAUUAUAUUAAUUAGGUUUAUACACAGUGAAGUAGGAUUAUGGUCACAUGAUGUGACGCCGUGCGACCAUAUUAAAAGAAACAUGUACCUAAGGUUGUUGACGCUUGACACAAGAUCUUUGAUUUGUCGUGACCCCAACCCCACCCCCCAAAGGACCUGUUGCAUAGGCAAUCAKUCUUGCAAUUUACAAAUGCAAUUGGAAAUCUAAUUUAAGAGURCUUUUUAUGCUUCUGUAAUCCCCAAACUCCAGACAUUGAACAUUUGUCACUCUUCCAUCAAUCAAAUUUACAAUGGCCUAUAGCUCGGCUUUGCACUUUGUGAUGGCAGGCAAGACAGGAGGCCGGGACAAUUGAAUGUUGUCUAAUCUAAUUUACACG
This is a messenger RNA of Actinia tenebrosa (Australian red waratah sea anemone), 2006 nucleotides long. RefSeq names its product lissencephaly-1 homolog. The record is from RefSeq and is a predicted model, not a curated record. Lineage: Eukaryota; Metazoa; Cnidaria; Anthozoa; Actiniaria; Actiniidae. Gene Ontology annotation, molecular function: protein binding.